Molecule: messenger RNA, 1461 nt
Organism: Pseudomassariella vexata
Lineage: Eukaryota; Fungi; Ascomycota; Sordariomycetes; Amphisphaeriales; Pseudomassariaceae
Product: CRAL/TRIO domain-containing protein
Exons: 2
Coding region: 1-1461 (486 amino acids)
Source: RefSeq, a predicted model, not a curated record
AUGGACUUACCAGGAAGAUUGGGGAAUUUGACCCCAGAGCAGGAAGAGAAGAUGUUUCAGCUCUGGAAGCUCUUACUACAAGUGAGCGGGGUGAUGGACGACGAGAGCACGGCCGAGGCCAGCGAUGCGCCUGUACCCCUCGAGGCUCGCGGAACGAGUUCGACGACGGAAUCUGGCAAACCCAAGAAAAAGCGCCUUGGAAUUUUUAAGAAAAAGGACAAGAAAGAUAAGAAGGACAACCCUCAGCCUGCCGCGAGUGAGAAAACCGCCGCACUGGAUGGCGUUAAAGAUGACGAUCCGGACGACAAGUAUGGACAGAACAAGCAAUUCCGCGAUACGCUAGCAAACCGCUCUCCCGAGAGUAUCAGAGAGUCAAUAUGGACUAUGGUGAAAAUGGAUCACCCAGACCAAUUGGUGUUGCGGUUCUUGCGGGCCAGAAAGUGGGAUGUGCAAAAGGCGCUCGUCAUGCUUAUUUCAACCAUGAAGUGGAGGCAAGAUGUCAAGGUCGAUGAGGAUAUCAUGGCCAGAGGCGAGGAGUGGGCGCUACUGGAAGAGCGCAAUGCCACCGAUGAAAACAGCAAGAAGUUUGCGCGGGAUUUCCUGGCACAGAUGCGUCUGGGCAAAAGUUUCUGCCGUGGUGUUGACAAGGCGGGCAGACCUAUCAGCGUAAUCAGGGUGCGCUUACACAAGCAAGGUGAACAGUCCAAUGAGAGUCUCGAGAGGUACACGAUAUAUCUCAUCGAGACUGCUCGUAUGAUGCUCGUCCAACCAGUCGACACGGCCUGUGUCAUAUUCGACAUGACGGGGUUUUCCAUGGCCAACAUGGAUUACACGCCCUUGAAGUUCAUGAUUCAAUGCUUCGAGGCAAACUAUCCUGAAAGCCUGGGCGUGGUACUGGUCCAUAAGGCACCGUGGAUUUUCCAAGGUAUCUGGAAGGUCAUCCGCGGGUGGCUCGAUCCCGUAGUAGCAAGCAAAGUCAACUUCACAAACAACUUCAAAGAAAUGGCCGAAUUCGUCCCCGCGGCCAAGGUGUCUAAGGACUUGGAGGGCGAGGACGAAUGGACUUACGAGUACGUCGAGCCCAUCAUCGGCGAGAACGAAAAAAUGAAGGACACCACAACAAGGGACAAACUUCUCGAGGCACGCGACGCUCUCUACGAGGAGUACGAGCAAAAGACAUUAGAGUGGAUUCAAGAGAAGGACACGGCGAAGCGUGCAGCGAUCAAGUCCGAGCGCAACUCCAUCGCGCAGAAACUGCGCGAGGGCUACUGGGUGCUCGACCCCUACGUCCGGGCGAGGUCGUACUAUGACCGCGUUGGCGUCUUGAAACCGGGUGGAGCGGUCAACCACUACGCUUCGGAGAAGCCGUCCGUGAACGGUACUGCCGCAGCAGCAUCAUCUACUCCGGCGGUUGCGGAGCCGAAUGCUACAACUACCACAACUGCUGAUGAUGUUGACUAG